Molecule: messenger RNA, 2005 nt
Organism: Mugil cephalus (flathead mullet)
Lineage: Eukaryota; Metazoa; Chordata; Actinopteri; Mugiliformes; Mugilidae
Product: SLAM family member 5-like
Exons: 4
Coding region: 528-1298 (256 amino acids)
Source: RefSeq, a predicted model, not a curated record
UGUCUGUAUAUAAAAUGAGAAACAAAACACAUUUGAAACAAUAAUCAAAAUGUCAACACACACAUUUGAUUAAACUUAUUUCAAGUUGCUGGUUUAUUAAAGAUCAGUUGAUUCUAACAAAGUGAAGUCUUCUGAACACAUGUACAACCAUGAAGAAAUAUCUGAGGCUGCUUGAGGUCAUUUUGAGACGUGGACAGAUGGAGCCAAGAAUGAAAGAUGGAACAAGAGGAGAGACAGAAAAAUGACAAAGUGGAAGAAAGUCUCUGUUUUCAGUAGAGAAUGUGCAGAGAUGUAAAGAAAUGUAAAGAGUUCUCUAUCAUGGGACACAAUGUGACAAGAGUUAUUAAUAUAGUGUAGAGAGAGGUUUACCUGUUUAUCUUUCUAGUAAAGGUUUGAACACAUUGAAUAGUUGUCAGCAGGAACAAGACAAAACUUUACGUCCCCUUGCAGCCCCUCUGCUGUCCUUCAGUGGCAGCGCAAGUGUCUUUAGGUGGUGAUGAGCUGGAUUUCCUGUCACAUGGUUCAAUAUGAAGGUUGAAGAGGAAACAUGGUCCAGUGCUGUGACUGAUGUGUUUGUGAAGAGAGGAGAUGAUGUACUUCUGGAAGUCAUGGAUGAUGUUACAAAGGACUUAGAGUUUCUUCGAUGGACAGUUAAUACAAACAGUGUUUUAGUAGAAUAUUCACUUGGUGGAAAACCAACAGUCCCUGAAGGUUACACUGGAAGGGUUGAGUUCUCUGUGGAAAAUUACUCGUUGAAAUUAAAGAAUCUACAAGAUGACGACAGUGGAGUUUAUACAGCACGAGUGACAGGAGAUGAAGAACAAACAAUAACUAAAUACAUGGUCACAGUUGAAGGUCCAGUGUCUCCAGUUGAUCUGAAUCCAGACUCUGUGUCCAUCAGCUCAGACUCCUGUAACCUCACUGUGACCUGCAGCACAGAGGACUCACACAUCAGCAGCACUUUCACAUGUGACACCAAAACCUGCUCUCAGGAGGGAGGAGACCAAUCAAAGGUCACCAACUCUGGUGCUUCCCUCCGUGUCCACCUGUUGAAUGAUUCAAUCAUCUGUUACCAUAGCAACCAAAUCAGCUGGACUCAGAAUAUGACACAGAUUCAGGAUUUCUGUCCCCUACAUGCUGGUCUCUCUGAUGGUGUCUCCAUCUGUCUGGUGAAGACAGUCGUGUUCUCUGUUGGUCUGAUCAUCAUGGUGUCUGUCGUCAUCAGUGUCCACCUCAUGGAGAAGAUCAGGAAACUAAAAUCAAAUCAAAUGUACAUAGAGUUCACUCUCUUACAGUGAAAAAAUUGAAUUUGCUUGUGGAUUUUUUUCUCUUACAUCACUGCUAUUUUUGUUUUAAUAAAAUAAAAGCAUGUUGUUUUCUAACAGGGAUAAAUAAAGUCCUACCUUGUCCUAAAAUAUCUUUCUCUGAUACUUGGACUGAUGCUCUGCAUUGAAGCACCAGUCAACCAAAGUACUUCAGUACUUCAGUCUUAUUCAGUCUCUUAUCUAGAAAACUUCAGCGUGAACUGCAGAUUUUUUACAAUUAAAAAGCUCGACUGCUUUUAUUUUUUGAUACAUUUCAUGUUGUUUUUUUUCUGUUAUAAUGUGUAAAUGAGAAAUGUAGCAGUAUUGGAACAACUGUAGGAGUUUAGGAGGCUACAGACCAGCAACAAGGUGGUUUUUUAACAGCUUAUGUUUGAAAUUAGUUUCACAUUGUUAUCAAGUACAUGUUGGAGUCACUGCCACACCCAGUGUCAUGGUGAAUGUUUGUUGGAACUUUUUUCAUUUACCCUGAACAUGAGUGAACACAGAGUUGAGUGACUUAACUCACUUCAGCUGUUGGAUUGGUCAGAGCUAAUUUACAGUUUUAUUUUUAAUUCAAUCCUCAAAAAUAUAUACUUUGCAUUACUUGUUGUGAUCCUGCUUUAUGUUUUUAUUCAGUGAAGCAGUUUGUGUUGCAUUUUUAUUGCAUGAAAAAUACAUAAAUAAAGUUUGAUUUGAAUUGA